Molecule: messenger RNA, 1236 nt
Organism: Dendrobium catenatum
Lineage: Eukaryota; Viridiplantae; Streptophyta; Magnoliopsida; Asparagales; Orchidaceae
Product: OTU domain-containing protein At3g57810
Exons: 8
Coding region: 76-777 (233 amino acids)
Biological process (GO): endoplasmic reticulum unfolded protein response; protein deubiquitination
Cellular component (GO): nucleus; cytosol
Molecular function (GO): cysteine-type deubiquitinase activity
Source: RefSeq, a predicted model, not a curated record
GAUUCAAAUAGAUUUUUCUAAGUUUUGUAAAAUAUUGACACCUCUGGCCCCAUCUCCCCAGGUGAGACCUAGCCGAUGUUAAUUUGCGCGGGUAUAUCUACUGCAUCUACUUCUCCGCCGGCAGAAACCAUGGCGGUAGAACGGAGACCCUCGAACGAGGCUCUUCUACAGCAGUUGAGGGAUGGAAGUGCGAAGUUUGAACUCGCAAGCCUUUCGAUUUUGCCGUUGCCUUAUGGGCCGAGGUUCUUCGCUAGAAUUGGCUCCUCAUUGAAUGGGAUAUCGCCGGCAUUGAAGAAAGUGGAACAUUACUCGGUACAAAAGGUCACUGGUGAUGGCCGCUGCAUGUUCCGCGCACUGGUGAAGGGAAUGGCAAGAAACAAAGGUUUGAAGCUUAAUAUGAACCAAGAAACUGAGGAUGCAGAUGAAUUGCGAAUGGCCGUCAAGGAGGUGAUGUGCGACAAUGGUGAAGAACGACUUCAAUAUGAAGAAGCACUUGUAGCAAUUACUAUAGACGAGUCCUUAAAACGAUAUUGCCAACGGAUUGGACGAUCUGGCUUCUGGGGUGGAGAGUCAGAGCUAUUGGUCCUGUCAAGGCUAUGCCAUCAGCCAAUCGUGGUGUAUAUACCUGUACAUGAGCACUCAGCAGCUACUGGAAGCAAUGGUUUCAUUCCUAUUGCUGAAUACGGUUCUGAGUUCAAGAAGCCUAAGAAAGGGAAGGCAAGGAUGGCAGUGAGAUUACUAUACAGCAGCAACAACCAUUAUGAUCUACUCAUAUGAGAAAUGCAGAAUAUAUUUGUAUUUGACGUCCAAUUCUUUCCAAGUAUAAUUGAGCGACGAACAGAAUGCAUUUAUCUCUUGUAUUUGAGAAGUUGCCUAAAUGAAGCAGUGCUUGUCUCUUGUGUUUGAGAACUUUCCUUUCCUAUAUUUGCUGCAAGCUGCAAUCCGCAAGAUCCAGGAAUAGUUGGAUGAGAUAUAUUUUCUCCGUACAGUCUCUGGAAUGUCCGGAGGCGAAUCAGGAUGCGUUGCAUCGUCCAAUAUACAACAAAAUGGUGAUGUGACACAUCCUGAUUCGCCUAUGACUGACCGGUGACCGCACGUAAUAAUUUAUACCUCACUCCAUGUAUGCUUGAGAAUAGGAAAAAAAUGGGUUUGUUUUGCACUUCUAAAUAGAAAAGAGUUCAUAUGUAUGGAAUAUACCUAAUUAUUGUUAUAAGAAGUAUGCUCGCAGCACAUGCA